AUUUUGUCUCAUUUUAGCUCUUAAACACAAAAUCCAAUGGAAAAUAAAACAUCAUCCAAAUAGCGGUCUGAUUUACAUUUUAAAUUCUAACUUGAAACACUUUUUUGUUAGUGUAAUCACUAUUUUAGAACUAAAAAUAGUUCAAAUGGAAAAUUUGGUAGGACUCGGUUGUUGAGUGAUUAUUUUUGAAAAUUUUUUUUUUGCAUUGACUAUAAUUUACAUAUUUAAUUGUUUAGUGAUGAUUUGUACUUGAUAUUUUAAAAUGUAGUUUAAAAUAUAUUUUUCCAAAAUCAACAUCCAAGUAACAUUUUUAUUUUCUAUUUAGUUUUCAACUUGAAACACUUUUCACUUUUAAGUUGCAAAAUGAAAUAAGCAUUCUGGACUAUUGACGUCUACAUUGCCAUAAAUGAAUGAAUUGUUGUGUUUGUAAAAGAAAAUCUUUAAUGUGGCUACAAAAGAUGCAAAACCAUAGAACCUGUAACACUGGAUAUAACCACAAAUCAAAGGAUGUUGUCAAUUUGCAGAGAAAUCUUGCAAGUCUUUCGGAUAAAAGAAGUCUUUUACCUUAUGUGUGUGUAUUAGUCUUCUGAUAAUGAAAACUUUCUCCAGCAUCCCUGGGGGAAAAAUCAUUUUGUAGUAUCCAUUUCCAAUUUUCACAAGUUCUUUGUUUUGCUAAAAAGUAGAAACUAUACUCAUUCGGAUUGUAUUAUGAGACAAAAUCUAAAGUUAAUGGAACUAAUCAAAUGAGAUGUAGUAAUGGAGUAGCAGUGAGGGGUACCUAGAGAAUAGAGAGAGACUUUGAAUCUUUCUGAGAAAAUUGUCGUUGUGUCCUCAAGUUCCUUCAGUUGCGAUCUCCAGGAUUUUCGAAAAAGAAUGCGAGACCGAGAGUUUUACCCUCCCAUUUCCAUCUUCCCAGUUCCAAAUGCACGUGAUUCGUUUAAAAGUAAACCAAUGAUUCAUAAUGAACGAGUUGCCCAUGAGAAGAACCUGGCAACUGUGGUGGUGUUCAUUAGAGGGAACAGAACAGUCUUGGAAUUUAAUUCAUUCGUACGACUCUAUUAAUUACAAUGUCAUGUGGGUAGCUUUACUGUCAUAUUCAAUCCACCCCAGCUUCCUUGUUUUUGCAAAAUUGCCAUUUGAUAGCAUGGUUUUGCAUAGCUGUUCAUUACUCAUUAUCUAAACCAUUAAUACAUGCUGAAAACCUUCAAGGCUCGGCAUUGAUUCUCAGUCAAAAGACCCAUUGAAUAAAACUCAAUCAACAUACUACAAUCAUUCAUCUCUGCUUCAUCCAAUUCUUAGCGGUUUCAUAAACAGAGCCCCAGAAAAUUCAGUCUGUGAAAGAAGCUAGCUCAGCUGAGUUAUGGCGUUUCUUAAUCUACUAGUACUAGUACUACAGUUACUGGCGGCUUUUGUUCUGCAAGUUGGUGGUGCGGGAUUCACUUACAAUGGAUUCCGAUCGGCGAAUCUGAGCCUUGACGGCAUAGCAGGGUUCACAAGUAAUGGCUUGCUGAUGUUAACCAACCAAACGAAACAGGACACCGGCCACGCCUUCUAUCCUGAUCCCAUCGAUUUCAGGAACUCGCCGGACGGAGAAGUUCUUUCUUUCUCCACCACCUUCGUCUUCGCCAUCAGGCCGGACGUGACGAAUUUCAGCGCUGAAGGGUUAGCGUUCGUGAUUUCCCCUACAAAAGUUCUUCCUGGCGGCAGGUCUUUGGGAUUCCUUGGCAUCUUUGAUCCAAAAACCAAUGGAAGUCUAACCAAUCAUAUUUUUGCUCUGGAAUUUGAUACAUUUCAGACUCCUAUUUUUCCUGAUCUCAAUGACAACCAUGUUGGGGUUGAUAUCUGCAGCAUCAAUUCGUUCCAGCAAAAAUCUGCUGGUUAUUAUGAUGAUGAAGAUGGUAAGUUCAUUGAUUUGACGCUUAUUGGUGGUGAACCCAUUCAAGCUUGGAUGGAUUAUGAUGGUGCCAGGAAACAGAUUACUGUGACAAUAGCUCCAUUGAAAUCUGCAACCAAGAAACCAAGAAUUCCUCUCCUCAACUUCACAUAUGAUCUGUCUCCAGUGCUGAAACAAAGCAUGUAUGUUGGAUUUUCAUCAUCCACAGCUCCAAUAUUUUUCACUAAUCAUUAUGUACUGGGGUGGAGCUUUAAGGUGGACGGAGGAAUGGCGGAAGAUCUUGACAUUUCUCAGCUUCCUAAACUCCCAAGACUUGGUAUUAAGAAAGUAUCCUACUUUUUGAUUGCUGGGUUACCCUUGAUUUGCUUAUUGUCGAUAGUAUUAGUUAUUGCGGGAGUAAUUUAUCAUAUCAGAAGAAAAAGGAAGUUUGCAGAAGUGCUGGAAGAUUGGGAAGUUGCAUAUGGACCUCAUAGAUUCAAGUACAAAGAUCUGUACAUUGCUACAAAAGGAUUCAGGGAUACAGAGCUUUUAGGUGCUGGAGGAUUUGGAAGUGUUUACAGAGGAGUAUUACCUACUACUAGGCGUCAAAUCGCUGUCAAGAGGAUUUCUCAUGAGUCAAGACAAGGGAUGAGAGAAUUCGUCGCAGAAAUCGUUAGCAUCGGCCGGAUGAGCCAUCGGAAUUUAGUGUCUCUCUUGGGAUAUUGCAGGCGUAAAGGUGAGCUGCUGUUGGUAUAUGAAUACAUGCCUAAUGGAAGUCUUGAUAGAUUCCUUUACGGUACGAAAAAAUCCUUCUUGAAUUGGGACCAGAGGUUCCGGAUUAUAAAAGGCGUGGCAUCAGGAUUGUUUUACCUUCAUGAAGAAUGGGAACAAGUUGUUGUCCACAGAGAUAUCAAAGCUAGUAAUGUGUUAUUAGAUGGCGAUCUCAACGCGAGAUUGGGAGAUUUCGGUCUUGCAAAACUCUAUGAUCGUGGAACUGACCCUCAAACUACACAUGUUGUUGGAACUGUUGGAUACCUUGCCCCGGAACAUUACAGAACCGGUCGAGCCACUACAGUAACUGAUGUGUACGCAUUCGGCGCCUUUCUUCUCGAGGUUGUGUGUGGUAGAAGGCCUAUAGAUCCCCAGGCAAACAAAGAGGACAUCAUCCUUGUUGAUUUAGUGUAUUCAUAUUGGAAUGAUGGAAGAAUUCUCGAGGCAGUCGAUAAAGAUUUGGCUAAUGAUGUAAUCAACAAGGAUGAAGUAGAAAUGGUGUUGAAGCUAGGUUUAUUGUGUUCUAAUUCAGAUCCAAUGGCUAGGCCUACUAUGCAGAAAGUGAUGCUCUAUUUGGAUGGCUCUAUGCCUCUGCCUGAGUUAUCCACCCUGGGUGUUUCGGUUGGUGCUAUAGGAUUUCCAUAUGGGAAGAGUUUUCAAGAUGUUUCAACGUCAAACCACUCGUAUCCAUCUUCGUCAGGAGAUCUAUAUUCUCAAUUUUCCCAUGUAACUGGAGGAUCAUUUCUAUCCGGUGGACGUUGAUUCACUUAUUUCUGAUGGUUUGAAGGCAUGCAUUUUCCUAACGUGGGAUGUUUUUGUCUAUGGCUUCUGGUAAGAAUUUUCGCAGUUGGUAGUGGUGUUACUGUGAUGUAUCUACAAUGUUGAUUGAAGCUAUUAUCAUUUUGACAACGACAUAUGUUCUUCUUCGUUGGAUAUAAUGUUUACUGCUACAUUGUUUCAAUGCCAGUGUGUAAAGUAGAAGACAGCGUCAUGUUUGUAAGUUCGAAAACUGAAUCUGCUUGACUAGUUAGAACUAUUCAGUUCAAUUUUACGUAAUAUUAAUUGCAAUGUGAUGUAUCUUACUACUUUGCUCGUUUUCAAGAAUCGAUUCUUUUUCUUCUCUGAUUUUUGAACCUCCAGAAUGCAGAUGACAAACAAUGCACUUGAAGUUUUAUUAUAUGUAUAGAAACUGGUGAUGAAUUUUUCCACAGAAAUAAACGCUGAGGAAAUAUUUUCUCACUAAUGGCAGUAGAUUUUUGUUAAGGGUGGUCACAGAUGGGACGGGGCAAAUAUUAUGUUGCUGAACAUGAUGACAUUUACAGCCUUGGUUGCAAAGGAAGGAAGAGAAAUUGAUGAUGCAGGCGAUUUGAGUGGUACCAGAAAGAUGUUUCCGGUGGUAUCUUUUAAAUAUUCAUUAGGAGGAUUUCUACCCGGUUGAUGUGGAUUAUCAGACUGGUUUGGAAUAAUGCAUCGGUUUAUGUGCCUUGAAAGAAAUCUUUGCUGUUUCAUUUCAGUGUUAGUCAGGUGAAUCUAUAAUUUUUUUUUAUUGCAUUUAACAUUUUUCCGACAACCAAGUGUGUUCUGCUAAAUGUUCUAAAUUUCCAGAUUGAGUGUUCCUAUUUUCCUUGCCAGUAGAGUUCAUAACAUUGUAUGAUCAAAGUAACUAAAAUUCUCCAUUUUAAAGUGAUUGAUUGUCGUACUAAAAUUGAUUAGUACAACAAAUUGGAUAAUCAUUGAAGGACGGAGCGUUAUUAGAUUGAUACUUGAUGCUAUCAGUGUGAUUGUCGCAGAGCAUUUGGCACAUGUGUCAAGUUCACAUUUGAAAUACAAAAUUUCCAUGAACUUAUCCCUUCCAAUCCCCAUGGAAUGAUAUCGAAUUAUCAGUCUCGAGCGUGGUCUUACCCCAGGGAGUUUGAUGCCAAGAUGUCGGUUCAGAUAAUCGCCAAACUUCACUGUCUUGUACUUGGCUUCAUUUCCUUUCAAAAGAUCUGAUAGAGGACCGAUUUGUUCCUCUGCAGUUGGACGGUGAAAUGCCGCGAUAGAUAUCCUUUCUUUCUGGGGAUUCACAACCGCUCUUUGCUCUGUGCUUUUAUACUCCCCAUUACUCAUUAUCUGAAUUGUUGAAAAGACAUUCAACUCAUAUGCGUGAAAGGGUUCCAAGGAAUGAAUGAUUAAGUUAUCGAUACUAAAAUUUACCUCCAGGGCGUCACCAAUGUUUACAAUGAUGGCUCCAGGUAGCGAUUUAAGGGGAAUCCAUUUGCCAUUUUUGCGGAUUUGGAGACCAUCCACUUCGCGGACUUGCACCAGUAAGGUAAGUAGAGAUGCAUCAGAGUGUGGACUUCCACCGAUGACCUUGUCAGACAGGGCGGCAAGGUGGAUAAUAAUAAUUCAUUCUUAUUGUUUUUAGUAAUUCGUCCUUAUACAUGCCCCUGCGAAUUCCUCACACUUUUGUAGAUUUUGUGCAACUGAAGUGCGUAUUCCUCUAAGCUUGACCUGAUAUUAUCAAACUGUAGGUUAACAGUCUUAACUUCUUACCAAAUGUGUAAAGUCUUAAUGCAUCCUACUAUAUGUUUCGCACAACUAAAAGAUGCGGGAUUGUUAGGCCAGAGUUUCAUAGUCCUUGCAGAUUCCGGAAUAGAAUAGAUGAAGAGCAUGGAACGAGUUUUUGAUCCUUCGACGCAAUGAAUGCUUGACCAUAUCCUUCAAG
Molecule: messenger RNA, 5351 nt
Organism: Oldenlandia corymbosa var. corymbosa
Lineage: Eukaryota; Viridiplantae; Streptophyta; Magnoliopsida; Gentianales; Rubiaceae
Source: the annotation of a GenBank genome assembly